GUGUUCCACACCGGCAAAAUAAAAACAAAUAAUUUUAUUUCAGAGAUUGUUAUAGGAUAUAAUAUGUUAUCAUGGAGUUGGUAUAUAGCAUUGAUACCUUACAAAAACAAUAUGUUCAAGACUGGAUAUCAGAAGAACGGGCAUGCAUCAGCCUGUCAUGUAAAAAUGUAUUGGCUCUGUGCAAACAUUCAGAAAAUGAAGUGAGUUCACACUUCAAUCGCCACUAUGAGGUGGUAGCUGUGGAUGUGGACAAGCCAUGGGAGGCACACCUGGUAACCACAGUGACACGGCAGCUGCUUCAUCUUGUCUGGGACACCACAGGGAAUCAGCUCCUUCUCAUAGACACAAAUGGGCACUGCCAGCUCUGGAACAUGAAGGACCACAUGUUGAAUCAGUGGGAGUGUGUGGGCUCAAUAACAGCGGCAGGGGAGGAGGUGCUUGCUGUCAUGUGGUUCCAUAAUGGGCUCCAGAUCAUAUUUGAUCCAGACAAGAGAAAUGAGACCCAGUACAUCGAGAAGUAUGCUCGUAACUUGCGGUUUACACCAUCCCUCACACAGUUUGGGGGAAGCUUUGUUGAGGGUUUCGUCUAUGUGACAGCAUCAGGACUGGUGACAGUAGGUGUUAGGCAGCCAAAUGGAGAAGUGAUCUCCUCCUCAGAGAACCUCUCCCCAAACCACCUCCGUCUCAUGUCAGCGGACAUCGCCAACACUGGGAACGGGGAUAUCAUGAUCGCCACCAGCGAUGGGCAGCUGUCCUCUGCGGUACAGUGCUUCCUGGUGUCUGUGAAGCUGUCAGGGAAGAAUAUUGAGAUCCACUGUAAGAACGGAGCUAGUCUUUACACAAAAACACAGAUGGAGUACAGUGGCGAAACCACGAAUGCCAGGAUCAGCAAGGUGGUAUUUAUGAACAGUGAGAGCAGUGACACACUGUUUGUUGUGAGUGGAAGUGCAGGCCACAGUAAUGUAGAGGUGUGGCAGCUGCUGGAACAGAUGCUUCCCCAACACAAGAUGUUCUCCUUGAACACAGCACCUUACACCUCCAUCAAAACCCAUAAGUGGAUGCACAAGGCCACACUGCCCCACCCUGCACAGCUCACCUGCCUGGCUGGACCCAAGCUGCCCAUGAGUAGAAAUGUGGGAGAGACAACAGGGUACCUGCCGUAUAUUGCAGCGGCAUACAAGGACGGUACAAUUCACUUGAUCCACCGAUACACGUUCCAAGUGAUCUCCACCUCUUCCAUGGAUGGCCUGCGUCACCAGGUCCAAGGUUCUCCACUCAGUGGUGAGAAGAAACCUCGCCUCUCCCUGCAGCUGUCUGCAAUGACCCAGACUGGGAGUGGGUGUGGCAUUGUGGGGUUGCACGAGGGUCGAGUGUACCUGUUUCGCACGUACAAUGGGAGUCGUGAGAGUGCCCUCCAGCUGCCGCCCUCCAGUGUGGUUUUACUGCUGGAGUAUGCCAUGGUCACAGGCCAGGACUGGUGGGAUGUAUUUCUAUCUGUUAGGCAAGGCAUGAUAAUGAACAUCAGCCAGACGUUGACAGACAACUUCAACAAGCAGGUCCACACAAUGCAGGACUACGUGUUCAUGAGGUUGCUUAGUAUGAAAAUGGGCCUCUUCUGUAGUUAUAGUGCUGGACAUCAGAAGGCUGUAGACUUCCACACUCAACUGGUGCUACACUCGAUUGGCAAUGUGAUACGGGGCAUUCUUAAACCCCGUAACGUCUCCUCUCAGGACAAGGGUCCAGCUGAGAAGAUAACGCUACUAUGUAACAAGUUCACAGAUGGGGACAUUGACACAGUCUUGUCAAAGAUUGAUGUGGAGGAGUUCCACGUCGAGACAAGAAAAAAAGAAAAGGCAGAAGUGACCCUGUGCAGCAUCCAGUCACUCAUCCAGUGGGUGUCUGACUUGAGCCUGCAGCUGUUGGCUGGUGCCCCUCUGUUCCAGUCGCUCUCCUCGUUCCCCGGCUCUUCCCUCCUCCAGGACACGUCUGUCCUGGCCCUACUCCGUGAGCUACUUGUUAUCUUCAAGAUGUGGUCCCUCCGACACCCCGCAUGUGUACCAGUAUUCACGACCACUUCUGUGAAUAUGGAUAUAUUAAAACAUUUGUACAAGCUGCUAACACGAGCAUGGCUGUGUCGGAAGGAGGGUCGUAGUGUGGAGUUUGACGAUGGCUUGUUGGACGAGUGCAGUGUUCUCCACAGUAAAGUGUUAAUACCCAGCAACACACAAAGUUUCAGAAUGGACACCAAUGGAUUUACAGUGUACACACAGAACUUGCCGCUCAUGUUCAAGUUUGAUGAGGAACCGGAGUACUUAUACCAGAAGAAAGUGUCAGAAUCUCACCGUGCAAUGAUGGAUGUGACAUCAUCAAACAGUCAGCACCACGACAUAGUGCGACAGAUCCACCUGGGUACACGUGUGUCAGGGGAGACCCGCCAGUGUACCCGGUGUGGGUGUCGCUCCCUGCUCCAGUGUGUUGGAAAGUCUCAGACAAUGAUAGCCUGGGAACAGAGAUGGAUGCGGAACUGCCUCUGUAUGGGACACUGGAAACUAGCAGUUUGAUUUUUGGACUAGCUUAUUGAUUUGUGAAGCAUCUCUUAACAUUUUAAGAAAUUUGUGACACUUGAAAUUGUAAUGAAGAAGACUGAAAUGAAAAAAAAAAUUAAGAAUAUUUUAUGGCCUUGCAUAUAACUUGUCAAUAUCAAUCUCUUGAAAUAUUUUUUCUUAUCAAUCUCUUGAAAUAUUUUUUCUAAUUGAAAACUAUUGUUAGCUCACUACAAUUGUAGUUGUAUUUUUAUAUAAAUUGGGUCCAUUUUGUUAUGUAAAGCAGGUUAUUUUAUAGCACAUUUCAGAAACAUUACAUUACUUCUACUAUUCUACUAUUGUGUGCAAAUGUUUCUCAAACAUAUUGUCAUUAUUAUUGAUACCAUUGUGUUCAAAACCACCGAUCAUGAAAUGACUGUAACUGAUUGUUAUUUUGUUGUGAAGUAAAAAGAAAUUA
Molecule: messenger RNA, 3000 nt
Organism: Mya arenaria
Lineage: Eukaryota; Metazoa; Mollusca; Bivalvia; Myida; Myidae
Product: mediator of RNA polymerase II transcription subunit 16-like
Exons: 10
Coding region: 72-2561 (829 amino acids)
Biological process (GO): positive regulation of DNA-templated transcription
Cellular component (GO): mediator complex
Molecular function (GO): protein binding
Source: RefSeq, a predicted model, not a curated record